GGUGGUAACGUUUUGCCCUUUGGCAGUGACGUACAACCUCUUUACGCUGGAAUAGCAGUUGCCAUCAUCGGCGGUCUCUGCAUCUCCAAGAUCUCCAGCAACAGGUCGGACAAGAAGAAUGACGAACCCAACGGACUGAUCAGUUCCUUCUUCCUCUUCUUCUACUCGUCCUUCAUAAAGCCCCACCAACCCGACAAGGGCAACCAGCGGGAUGCCCUCGAGAGCUUCUACAAGAAGCAAGCUGGGGCAUAUGAUUCCACGCGCAAAUACCUUCUCCGUGGCCGUGAAGACAUGCUUGCCCUUGUCUCGGCUCAGCUCAAGGCUAAGCUAGAGGCUUCCGGAAAGGAGAAUGAGAGCCAGAAGCGCAUUUGGAUCGACAUUGGCGGGGGUACUGGCUGGAACAUCGAGGCCAUGUCCGAGUUCGUCAAUGUCCCCGAAUUCUUCUCCAGCAUCUACCUUGUCGACUUUUCUCCCUCGCUCUGCGAAGUGGCCAGGAAGCGUUUCGGGAGACUUGGCUGGAAGAACGUCAUCGUAGUCUGCGAGGAUGCGAGGAAGUUCCGCCUCGAGGACUACGAGCCUGACAUUGCCAUCGCUGAGCACCUCUUGCAAUCCCCGUCUCUAAGCUACCUCAAGCCGCGUCCCGAGCACGGCGGCGCCGACCUCAUCACCAUGUCUUAUAGUCUUUCCAUGAUUCCCGACUACUACUCCGUCGUCGACUCCGUCGCGUCUCUGCUGUCUCCUCACGGUAUCAUGGGUGUCGUCGACUUUUACGUGCAGAACAAGGCGGAUUUCGCCUUCCGCAACUAUACCGGAGGUCUUGUGGACCGUCAUGUCAACUUCAUGCCUCGAAGCUUCUGGCGUUCGUGGUUCGACCUUGACCGUGUCGGUCUGGAGUCCAGCCGCCGCGACUAUCUCGAGUACAAGUACGGAACGAUUCUCAACUUGAACCAGCGCAACAACUCUCUGGGCUUCAUCCCCUACUACGUGUGGGUUGGAUGCCACAGGAAGCCCUUCUCAUCCUCCAGCCUGCCCCACGAGAUUGUCGAGCGCAUCGACGCCUUGGCCACCGAGUCGCCCUACUUGUACCCCAUCAACCCUGCCAAGCAGGGUGAUGCUCUCACACGCGCUAUCGAGCGAUCUGCUCCCGAGAUUCGGUCCAAGGCCUUCCUGACGGCCGUGUCCAACCUGUCUGCCAACCUGCCUCUUCCGGCCUUCUUCUACCAGAAUCACCACUGGCGCAUCUACUACGAUGACCAGCUUCAGAAGCACAAGCAGUUCAACGACGAGUACAUCUACGCCUUUACCUGGGAGGACACACGUGUUGACGAGAGGAUCCUCAACCUCGGACCCGACGACAAGGUGCUGGCCAUCACUUCUGCCGGUGACAACAUCAUCUCGUACCUGACGCAGAGCCCUGCCCGCGUCCACGCUGUCGACCUGAACCCGACCCAGAACCACCUGCUCGAACUCAAGGCCGCCUCGUACGUCGCCCUGCCCUACGAGGACUUCUGGUGCAUCUUUGGCGAGGGCAAGCACCCGGACUUCCGCAGGCUGCUCAUCACAAAGCUCUCCCCCCACCUGUCCAGCCGUGCCUUCCAGUACUGGAUGAAGAACAGUCACGUCUUCCAUAACAACAGCGGCUACGGCCUGUACGACACCGGAGGUUCCCGACACGCCAUCCGCGUCUUCCGAUGGGUUUCGCGCAUCUUUGGUCUCCAGGGCGUCGUCAGGAAGAUGCUUGAUGCCCCCACGCUCAAUGAGCAGCGUGAGAUCUGGCGCGGCAAGAUUCGCCCCGCCCUUUUGUCCAAGAUGGUAUGCGAUCUGGUUGUUUCGCAGGAGUCGUUCCUCUGGAGCGCCUUGGGCGUUCCUAAGAACCAGCUGGCCAUGAUCGAGGCCGACCACGCCAAGUCCUCCGUUGUGUGCGGGCCCAACCCAACGGCCAAGAAGUCACGCUCCCACGCCAUCUGGCACUACAUGGUCAACACUCUGGACCCCGUGGCCGAAGAGACGCACAUUGCCAGGGACAACCCCUACUACUACGUCACGUUGGCCGGCCAGUUCUCGCCCAAGUGCCAGCUCGACUACCUGACGCCCCAGGCACACGCCAAGCUGUCGCGCCCCGGCGCCCUGGAUGGGCUGCGCAUCCACACCGAUGAGCUCGAGGAGGUCAUCUCGCGCAUCAUGCCGGGCACCUUGACUGUCGCCGUCAUCAUGGACAGCAUGGAUUGGUUCGACAAGGGUUCGUCCGCGGCGGCCGCUCAGAUCAGCAAGCUCAACCGCGCCCUCGCCAUGGGUGGCCGCGUCCUCCUGCGCACCUCGGCGCUCGAGCCGUGGUACGUCGAGGUCUUCAAGGCUCACGGCUUCGAGCCCAAGUGCCACGGUUCCCGCACCGACGGGGCCUGCAUCGACCGCGUCAACAUGUACGCCAGCUGCUGGGUCUGCACCAAGAUGGCCAACCUCGCUCCCCCUACUCCCGAGAUGGACUCUAUCACCGGUUCCGAGAUGCCGUCUCUGACAAUAUAA
Molecule: messenger RNA, 2523 nt
Organism: Geosmithia morbida
Lineage: Eukaryota; Fungi; Ascomycota; Sordariomycetes; Hypocreales; Bionectriaceae
Product: betaine lipid synthase
Exons: 3
Source: RefSeq, a predicted model, not a curated record